Messenger RNA from Linum trigynum, 3726 nucleotides. The record is from the annotation of a GenBank genome assembly. Lineage: Eukaryota; Viridiplantae; Streptophyta; Magnoliopsida; Malpighiales; Linaceae.
AUAUUUGAAGCCGCCCUAACCUUUUGACCAAAAUUAAAAGGGCCCAAAAGAGAACAACUUGCAGGCUGCAGCAAUUUGUGACAAAUUCAUCACAAUUAGCGCUGAAAUAAGAUUAAUUAUUGACUUAAUUAUAAUAAUCUGACUGCCGAGACCAAGCUGAUGAAAACGAGUUCUCUUACAUUCCUCUACCAGCUACCCGUCCUAAUUCGAGCAACGAUAAAUUUCUCAAUCGAUACUGACAUUAGCUUCCACCAUCAUGGUUGCAGCCAUUGUUUCCCAAGUCCAGAGCCAGCUGGUUUCAUUCGCCACUGAAGAGCUUAAGAAACGUGGGAAGCUUGUCAUAGACGCAGAGAAAGAUGUCCAGAAGCUCAUAUCCACUUUCACCGCCAUCGAAGCUCUGCUGCUGGAUGCAGAGGAGAAGCAAUUGAAGAACGAAAGCAUCCGAGACUGGCUGAAGAAGCUCAAGGACGUGUCCUAUGAGAUCGAUGAUGUGCUGGACGAGUGGAGAACCGAGGUCCUCAAGCGUCGGCUCGAGGGAGACGAUGAUGCUUCCGGCGGCUGUUUGGAGUUGAAGCUGAUUCAGAUCGCUGAUGUUCUGAAACGAGUAUGCCCUUUUCUCCCUACUUAUUGUUUCUCCAUCGAUGAAAUUGGUCUUCGUUACGAUAUUGGCUCGAGGAUGAAAUAUUUGAAUGAACGUCUAGACGAUAUAGAUAAGGAGAAAAAACGGCACAAUUUAACUCCCAAGCAGACUGCUUCAUACUCAAGUUUGCCAACUAGUUCCGUUAUCAAUUCCUCUGACUUGAAGGUUAGACAAGGAGAGUUCGAAAUAUUGCAGGGCAAGUUAUUGGAUGACGGAAAUGAUCAAUUGGGUGUGAGAAGUAUCUCUAUCCAAGGCCUCGGUGGAUUUGGGAAGACCACAUUGGCCAAAAUGCUAUACAAUGAUAAGAAAGUGGAGGAUCAUUUCAGCAAAAGGAUCAAGUCGCUUAUGGAGGUCAAGAAGUUUCUUCUAGUUCUUGAUGAUGUGUGGGAAGAUAGUCAAAGCAAGUGGGAAGAACUAAUAAGUUCCGUUUCUCACGGAUUACCUGGAAGCAAAAUAUUGGUGACUACACGAAAAGAGGGUGUUUCUCACGUGUUUCGUUGUAUCAAGAAAGAUAUUUUUCCUUUACCAAAUAUAUCUGAUGGUGAAUGCCUGACUAUUUUCACACAAAUUGCAUUUUAUGGAUGGAGCGACGAGGAGAGAGAAUGUGUAGAAGAUCUAUGUGAGAGAGUAGUAGAAAAGUGUUCUGGUUCACCCCUUGCAGCAAAAGUUUUGGGAGGGGUACUACAUGUGAAAAAGUCUAAAAGGGAUUGGAUUCAGCUUUUGGGAAGUGAAAUGUGGCAGAUAGAGAAAGGCCGAGAUGAAGUUCUUGCUCCUCUAGCUUUGAGUUACUAUGAUUUGCCUCCGACGCUCAGACAAUGCUUUCAGUUCUGUUCAGUAUUUCCUCAGGAUUACGAAAUGGAGAAGGAAGAACUGAUUAAGUUGUGGAUAUCACAGGGUUUUCUCAAAGCAACAACGAACCAAGAUAUGGAGAAGGUUGGCGAAGAGUACUUUCAAAUUUUGGUUACGCGCUCAUUGUUACAAGAUGUGGAAAAUGAGUGGCAGUUGGGCGAGGAAAGAACAUUAUGCAAGAUGCAUGAUUUGGUUCAUGAUUUUGCUCGGCUCACAACUAAGAACGAAUGCAUCAGCAUCCUGAAGCAAGAUAGCUCACUACUCUUGAUCAUCAAUGAGGUUCGUCAUUUGAUGGUAAGCGACUUGAGUAGCGAGGAAAUCAACAAACUCAUUUCCUCAAUCAUUUCUUCACGCUUCUCUUCAACAAAGCGCAAUCAUUAUCUGCGUAGCUUCACCAUGAGAAAUGGAAGUGCUAUUGAACCUGAAGUAUAUGCUCAUUUGCGAGGUAUAAGAUCGUUAAUCCUCAAUUAUUGUGAUCUGGAAGAAAUCCCGUCGACAAUCAACCAACUGAUUCAUUUGAGGCAUUUGGAUUUGUCCAAUAACCGACACUUGAUGGAUUUGCCUGAAGAAAUAUGCGAGUUGUAUAAUCUUGAGAGUCUACUCCUCAAUCACAACGAGAAUUUGCGGAUGUUCCCCAGUGGAAUGGGGAAUAAGCUAGUCAACUUAAAGCAUCUUGAAAAUUACGAGGUGCCAGCGGUGCUCCCAAAAUCAAUGACCAGGUUAGGCAAUUCCCUAAAGAAAUUAACCACAUUCAAUGUAGUUUACGACCAGGAGGCUGAUACAGAGGGAGCUACUAAUACUGGGGAUCUAGAGUGCAUGAAUCAAAUUCAAGGAUCCCUUACAAUUACAAGGUUAAGUAAAGUAACAAACUGUGAGGAGGUGGAGCGUGCAGAGCUCGCCAAAAAAGAAUCUCUGACUCGUUUAAGUCUGGAAUUCGACUCCAGUGAAUAUGGAGACAGCGACAAGGAAGAACAAGUGCUCGAAGCCAUAAGACCACCAUCAAGCUUGGAAAGACUAUACAUAGGAGAGUACAGGGGAGGAAGCAUAUUCCCUAGCUGGUUACUGUCACUCUCCAACUUAACAUCCCUAGCAUUUCAUGGAUGCCAUGAAGUGGAGCAUCUGCCCCCGUUUGGCGCCCUGCCAUCCCUCGAAGAGCUUCGCCUGGGUAACAUGUUUUACGUGAACAAGGUUGGCCUUGAGUUCUUGCUGGGGACUAGUGUGAUACAGCAGCUGCGGAUGGGUAACAAUGAAGGUGAUAUUAUUGCGUUCCCUAAGCUCACGCGGCUUAGUUUUUCGCGGAUGGAGAAUUGGGAAGUGUGGGAUUUAGAGCUUGAUGAUCAGGAAGGGAUGAUCAGCUUGACGACAGUCAUGCCCCGCCUGCGUUCCUUAGAGUUGGAAUGGUGCGAGAAGCUCGUGAAGUUGCCGGAUGUGCUUCUCCGGAAAAUCACUCUGCAGGAGCUGAUAAUAAACGACAGUGGCGGGUUGGGGAGUUACAGGUUCGACCCCAGGGAUCCCAAAAUGAUGCCGAAUGACGUCUGGGACAAAAUUUCUCACAUCCCCACCAUUUUUCUCGAUUACGAGGACAUCCGCAAGACAUUCGAGAGCGAGAUAGAAGCCAUGUCGGGAAUCGGCUGCUCUUACAGCAAACCGCAAGAGGAAGAAGCAGGAGAUGAUGAUGAUGACCACCAUGACGACGAAAAACGUUUGAUGUGAGCAUGAGCAACGCACUCGUUCUUCGGCCGAUCGCCUCCCCUGGGUCCAAUCAUUUCGCCCAUCUCCGCCAAUAGCUUGUGACCUGCACCCGGAUGCCCUUCAUUUAUCAUUUUAUAGCGCAGCUUUCAGCUUCCGCUUGAAACUCCGAUAAUAUUUGCUUGAACAGUUUACAACAACAGUAGGAGUUUGCAAACAGAACCUCUCUCUGGAGGAGGAAGUCUGUAUGUUGUACGCUGUGUUUUGUGUCCGUGUGCUUUCUGAAGUUUUGCCAAAACUGCCUAUUUAGUGGCAUAACAAAUUCUCUUUCUUCGUCAGUAGCAUCCUGCGUGCAUGUUUUCAGAACAGGAAUCAUCAUCUUUUGAAUUUGAUAGCGGCAGCCAUUAAUGUAUUGCGUCCGAUGUAAUUGUGAAAAUACGUUAUUAAGUAUUAUCUAAUAUCUGUAUUUGUCAAAAUGUAGCAACAUAUUAGACUAAUUUGAUGGCUUUGCAGAGAUGGACUGUUACUGGUACAUUACACCUGUCCAG